CUCCACUGGUCUCGGAUCCCAAGGGCACCUGAGGAUCAUAUUCGUAUCGCUGGAUUCUCUAGAAAAAAUCGCCGGAAAAUUGGAUCCAAUCGAUCGGACAUGUCUGUUAGUGUUUCCAUACCGUUGGCAUCCCUCCGGCGAGAUAGAGAAGAAGAACCUUAUUCGGAUCCCAGACCUUACUCAGGUGCCGGCAAAAUGGAAUUAUUGACAAUGGAAUAUGAUGGUGAAAGAUGCUCAUCCAGUAAGACCGCACCUCGAAACAACAAGUCUUUUAUGAGCACUGUAAAAUGCUUUGGGGUGGACUUGUCCCCAGAUAAUAUAGCAGUUGCGAUGGUCUAUUUUGUCCAAGGAGUCUUAGGCCUUUCUAGGCUUGCAGUGAGCUUUUACUUAAAAGAUGACCUCCAUCUUGAUCCAGCAGAGACAGCAGUGAUAUCUGGUUUUUCUGCAUUACCUUGGCUCAUAAAGCCUCUUUAUGGGUUUAUCAGUGACUCUUUUCCACUUUUUGGUUACCGAAGAAGGUCCUACCUUGUUUUAUCAGGGCUUCUUGGGGCAUUCUCAUGGUUUUUGAUGGCAACCUUUGUCGACAGCAAAUAUGAUGCUGCAUUUUGUAUUCUACUUGGAUCUCUUUCUGUUGCAUUCUCUGAUGUUGUUGUUGAUUCCAUGGUUGUAGAAAGAGCCCGCGGUGAGUCACAAAGCACAUCUGGAUCUCUUCAAUCUUUAUGUUGGGGGUCUUCAGCUUUUGGGGGGAUUGUGAGUGCUUAUUUUAGUGGCUCCUUGGUUGAUGCAUACGGUGUAAGGUAUGUUUUUGGUGUGACGGCAUUGCUUCCCUUGAUAACGUCUGCAGUUUCUGUUCUUGUUAAAGAACAACCUAUGCUGGGUACAGUGAAACGAUAUGGUCUUUUUCCUGUUGGCACAACUUUUCUUGAAAAUUCAAAACAGAAUAUGAUUCAGUUGUGGGAUGCUGUCAAGCAGCCUAAUGUGUUAUUGCCCACCUUAUUCAUUUUCCUGUGGCAAGCAACACCACAUUCAGAGUCCGCCAUGUUUUUCUUUACGACAAACAAACUUGGUUUUACUCCUGAAUUUCUAGGUCGCGUCAAGCUUGUUACUUCAAUUGCAUCUCUGUUGGGUGUUGGGCUGUAUAAUGGGUUUCUGAAGAAUGUUCCUCUGCGGAAGAUUUUUAUAGUGACAACAGUUAUAGGUUCAGCUCUCGGGAUGACACAGAUAUUCCUUGUUACUGGACUAAAUCGGCACUUAGGUAUAAGUGAUGAGUGGUUUUCAAUUGGAGAUUCUCUGAUAAUAACUGUCCUUGGGCAGGCAUCAUUCAUGCCUGUUCUGGUGUUAGCGGCGAGAUUAUGUCCACAGGGUAUGGAAGCAACACUGUUUGCUACCCUCAUGUCCGUCUCUAAUGCAGGUAGUGUCAUUGGCGGGCUUUUGGGUGCUGGUUUGACCAAACUCUUUGGUGUCACAAGGGAAAAUUUUGACCACCUAACUCUCUUGAUAUUUCUCUGCAACAUCAGUUCCCUGUUUCCUUUGCCACUCCUCCGCCUUCUUCCCAGUGACAGCCCAGAUUCCACAACAAAGGAUAAUGUGGAUGUCGAGCAGACAAAGUCGAAUUGAGGCUGUUGGCCUUUGGCUGGAUGCAUGACAAUGUUGAUUUGUUUCAUUGAGGAUACAGGAACUAAGUGAAGAUUGUAAAUAUGUACGUUUAUCCAAAGGAUCUUUCCACAUUGAUUACCAC
Messenger RNA from Telopea speciosissima, 1738 nucleotides. Its product is annotated as folate-biopterin transporter 1, chloroplastic-like. Bases 100 to 1617 code for a protein of 505 amino acids. The record is from RefSeq and is a predicted model, not a curated record. The transcript has 9 exons. NCBI's taxonomy places the organism in Eukaryota, Viridiplantae, Streptophyta, Magnoliopsida, Proteales, Proteaceae. Gene Ontology annotation, cellular component: membrane.